AGUCGGAGUGAAAGUUGUCUCCGGUUGGAGCUGCAGUCUGUCGGUCGGUCCCUCGCGCCGCCGGGACUCGGUGUUUCGCUCCGCCGCAGCGGCUCGUUUCCGGAAACAUGAGGCGGAGGGAGAAGAGGCUGCUGCAGGUCGCGGGGCUGCUCGUGGCCGCGGUGCUCUUUCUCCCGAACGUCGGGCUGUGGUCUCUGUACCGGGACCGGGUGCUCGAAAACUCCCCGGACGCGGCGGACGGGUCGGGCGUCUUCUCCACCAAGCAGGGGCUACACCAGAAGGUCGCUCAGGUGGGAUCCGACGGCGUGCGGCGGAUAGACUGGCACGACUACAAAGCCAUGAGGAGAGAUGCCGCUCGUGCCGGAAAUGGAGAGCAGGGGAAACCGUUUCCUGUGACGGAGACCGACCGGGUCGAUCAGGCCUACAGGGAGAACGGCUUCAACAUUUACGUCAGCAACCGGAUCUCUCUGAACCGCUCGCUUCCCGACAUCCGCCAUGAAAACUGCAGGCAGAAGCUGUACGCAGAGAAGCUCCCCAACACCACCAUCAUCAUCCCGUUCCACAACGAGGGCUGGUCCUCCCUGCUGAGGACCGUCCACAGCGUGAUCAACCGCUCGCCCCCUCGGCUGGUGGCUGAGAUCAUCCUGGUGGACGACUUCAGCGACAAAGAACACCUGAAGGUGGCGCUGGAGGAGUACAUGAAGCGCUUUCCGAAGGUUCGGAUCCUGAGGACCAAGAAGAGGGAGGGGCUGAUAAGGACACGCCUGCUGGGCGCUGGGGCCGCCAAAGGAGAGGUCAUCACCUUCUUGGACUCUCACUGUGAGGCUAAUGUCAACUGGCUGCCCCCCCUGCUGGAUCGGAUUGUCCAGAACAGGAAGACCAUCGUGUGUCCCAUGAUUGACGUCAUCGACCAUGACAACUUUGGCUACGACACACAGGCGGGGGACGCCAUGCGAGGGGCAUUUGACUGGGAAAUGUACUACAAACGGAUCCCAAUCCCUGCAGAGAUGAGGACAGACGACCCAACUGAACCGUUUGAGUCGCCUGUGAUGGCUGGUGGGCUGUUUGCCGUGGACAGGAAGUGGUUCUGGGAGCUGGGGGGUUACGAUACCGGUCUGGAGAUCUGGGGAGGCGAACAGUACGAGAUCUCCUUCAAGGUGUGGAUGUGUGGUGGUCGGAUGGAGGACAUCCCGUGCUCCAGGGUGGGACACAUCUACCGGAAGUACGUCCCCUACAAGGUUCCUGGUGGGAUCAGCCUGGCAAAGAACCUGAAGCGUGUGGCGGAGGUGUGGAUGGAUGAGUACGCAGAGUACGUCUACCAGCGCCGGCCCGAGUACCGGCACCUGUCUGCGGGAGACAUGUCGGCCCAGAAGGAGCUGCGCAGCCACCUCAACUGCAAGAACUUCAGGUGGUUCAUGGAGGAGGUGGCCUGGGAUCUGCCCAAACACUACCCACCAGUGGAGCCCCCUGCUGCCGCCUGGGGAGAGAUACGCAGCGUGGGCAGCGGCAUGUGCAUGGAGAUCAAGCACUUUGUGUCCGGGAGCCCCAUCCGGCUGGAGAGCUGCGUGAAGGGACGGGGGGACGUGAGCUGGAGCCACGGACAGGUGCUGACAUUUGGUUGGAGGGAGGACAUCCGGGUGGGGGACCCCAUGCACACGAGGAAGGUCUGCUUUGAUGCCGUCUCCCACCACAGCCCCGUCACGCUGUACGACUGUCACGGCAUGAAGGGCAACCAGCUGUGGCGCUACAGGAAGGAUAAGAGUCUGUUUCACCCGGUCAGCAACAGCUGCAUCGACAGCAGCGCGAGCGAGCGGCGAGUCUUCAUGAACACCUGUGACCCCACCUCCCUGAGCCAGCAAUGGCUGUUUGAGCGAACCAACGACACCGUCCUGGAGCGCUUCAACCGAGGCGCCAAAUGAAGUCCAAGCUGGGAGACCCGAGGUCUUCUGAGGAACCAUCCAGGAACAAGGUUCUCCUUUGUUCUCAUAAAGCAGCUUUCAAGUGAGUAAAGUGCUGCUGUGCAAACAUCCUCCGCGGGACGGCAGUGAUCCGGUACGCCAGCCAAGGCUGAGGAGCUGUUAGGACCACAGGCAUCCACAUCCAGAGUCCAAUCAUCCCACUCCAGUUUGUGAUGAAGGAGGAGGGGGGAGAAGAAAGGACGCGUGACAAACCUGAAAAGCUUUCCGAGACCUUAGGAUUUUUUCAGAAACCUCUGGAAGGAAGCGGCUUCCUGUGAGGGCUGCUGUUGAGCUGAAGCAGGAACGUGUGUUCUCCAUCAUCCUGCAGAGACUCCACCAUGAGGGGGAGGAAGCAGCAGAAAUGGACUCUGCUUCAUUCACAGAGUACUUAUGUUUGCAGAUGAAACCGUCUUUUUCUGUGCUGAUCACAGGGAAGAGAAGAGGAAAACCAGGCAGAAGAAAGGAGGAACAAGGCAGCAGACGCAGGAGGAAGCUGCUGCAGGUGCAGAAACUGCUGGAGUCUCAGAGACCGUUCUGCCCCAUCAAACCAGCACGUGUGCUCCAGGCACAACCCAAGUGGAUGGUUUUGAUCCGAAUGUUUGCAGGAAAAACACUCAAGCAUCUCAGGAAAGAAGGACUUUCAAAAUAAGACUAAAAACCACAGAUGCUGCAAUCAAAGAGCUGCAGAUGUGGGAAUAGAUGUGAUGUUACAGCCGGACAGAUGUUUGUGGUGACAAAUAAAUGUGUUCAGAAUUAUA
Oryzias latipes (Japanese medaka) is the source of this 2716-nucleotide messenger RNA. RefSeq names its product polypeptide N-acetylgalactosaminyltransferase 10. Lineage: Eukaryota; Metazoa; Chordata; Actinopteri; Beloniformes; Adrianichthyidae. Gene Ontology annotation, cellular component: Golgi apparatus. Gene Ontology annotation, biological process: protein O-linked glycosylation. Gene Ontology annotation, molecular function: polypeptide N-acetylgalactosaminyltransferase activity. The record is from RefSeq and is a predicted model, not a curated record.